This is a messenger RNA of Henningerozyma blattae CBS 6284, 2040 nucleotides long. RefSeq names its product RNA-processing protein REF2 (gene REF2). Bases 1 to 2040 code for a protein of 679 amino acids. Lineage: Eukaryota; Fungi; Ascomycota; Saccharomycetes; Saccharomycetales; Saccharomycetaceae. The transcript has a single exon. The record is from RefSeq and is a predicted model, not a curated record.
AUGUCAUCAGCGCCGAUUCCCAAGCAGAUAAAUAUAUCACAUGCCUUGCAAUCCACAAAGAUACAGCAGAUCCGUCAGGAUAUUAAAGACUGGCAGCAAAUGAAAGAUUUAACACCAGAACAAAAUCUAGAGAUUGAAAAUUACAUUAAUUCUUUAGAAAAUGCAUUUAUGCUUUUCACAAAGGAUAAUGAACAUGUAGAAAAGAGAAUGGAAGGCGUUACAGUUGCUGAUGUUCAGUUAUAUACAGGUUUGAAGAAAAUGUAUAUUGAUUAUUUAAAUGAAUUGAUCGAUAUUAAGAGAUUGAAAAAUAGCCAAGAUAUUGUAAACUCGGCAAAUAAUAAUGAUCCAGUUCAAUUUAUAAUACAAGAACUGCCUUAUUUGGAGCCACUUGACAGGAAAAAAUUCAUAGAAAACUUACUUUCUAAUAACAAUGGUGGAUUAAGCUUGAUAAAGAAAGACCAACAGAUUAUUGAUGGUAUUAAAAAUCUCUGUCUACUAGAUUCAACUUUAAUUGACAACUUGGAAACUUAUUUAAACUUCUUAAAUGCUAUUGGUUUUACUGCUACUGAAGUGAGAAGUAUUUUGCCACCAGAAUUAUUUGAUACAAUUGAUAGAACAAAACAAUUUCUAAUGCAGAAUCAAAUGCAAAGUCAAAUGAAUGAAAUAGAUAUUAAUAAUAAUAAUAGUAAUAAUAAUGCCAAUAUUGAGCCAUUAUUUUCCAACAAUACUACUAUAUCAUCAAUUCCAAGGCGUACGGUGAAGAAAUCAAAAAUGCCAAUAAUUAAUGAUAAACCUUUAAAAUUUGUAAAUCCCACAGGACAAAGCAUUGCUCAACAGCCAUCUUUUGAGCAACAAAUACAAACUAAGCAAGCACCAAAACAUCAUAUUCAAAUGCAACAAAUACAGAUGCAAACGCAACCAAUUAAGCAGAUGCAACAGCCACAACAAAUACAGCAGAUGCCACAGAUGCAGCAGUUUCAACAAAUACAAUAUUUACCCAUGGAAGUGACUGAUACAAAUCAACAGUUAUCGCCUGAUGUACCACAACAAAUGUUACUAAUAAAAGACCAGCAACCACUACAGUCAUCUACUGAAAUUGAACCAAGUAUACCUAAAACGGAUGAAAUUAAAACUAAUCAAGUUAUCGAACCUUUAGAAAGCCCAGUAGAAAAACCAGUAGAAAGAUCAAUCGUCGAAGAAGAACCAAAGAAGAAAAUAUCAUUCUCCAAAUAUUUGAAGAAAGGCGAUGUUGUUUCUUCUACAAAUGGUAAAAGAUCUUUGGGGACAGAAAAUAUAAUAAAUACAACUGACUCCAAGGUAACAAAAAAAUUGAAACCAUCUACUGUUUCUUUACCUUCAUCAAACUCAAAUUCAAAUGAUAGUCAGAGUAACGAUUCUACGAAUAAUAGUUUACCGUCAAUAUUGAAAGGCUCUGAUUCAUACACAUUUUCUGAAAUGAAGAAAAAGAAAAAGAGAAAUAUUAAAUUCGUUGAAGAUUCAAAUUUGGUGACUGUAUUUGGUGAUGAUUUGCCAAAUAAAGGUUUAACUUUAUCUCCAUCAAGUUUGAAAAAAUUGUUGAAGCCUUUUAAGCAAGGUGAACCAAGAGAAAUAUUUGUUUCUAAGACAUUCACAGAUAAUGUUAAAGAAUUAAAUAUAAAUACUUUAAGUAAGAAUGAAACUUUUAAAUCUAUUAAUUCUGAUAUUUCUGAAUUAAAAUAUGGUCCAGUUAAGUGUGAAACAAGAGUACCAUUGAAAUUCAGAUUUAAUUUUGGGAACUUCAAUCCAUUUUUAGAUAAACCGGCAAAAGAGCCAGUCAAUAAUCAGUUUGAGGAUGAUGAUUCUAGUAAUAAUUCAAAUUUAAACAAUAAUAACUCCAAUAAUGGUUACAAUGGUAAUCAUAGUAAUAAGAGACAGCAUCAACCUUUAAUUGCAAAAGCGUUUGGUAGAAAUCGUUUAUUGUUAAGAAAAGACAGGGGCGGUUUACCAUAUAAACGUGUACCAGAUGUUGUUCCAAAUAACUACCCACCACGGCCAAAAUGA